Molecule: messenger RNA, 3481 nt
Organism: Equus caballus (horse)
Lineage: Eukaryota; Metazoa; Chordata; Mammalia; Perissodactyla; Equidae
Gene: BRAT1
Product: BRCA1 associated ATM activator 1
Biological process (GO): cell population proliferation; DNA damage response; positive regulation of protein phosphorylation
Cellular component (GO): nucleus
Source: RefSeq, a predicted model, not a curated record
CGCGCGCCGGAGAGGGUCUAGGUCGCGGUGGCGCGUCCCGCGGAGUCGGGGACCAGGACCCAGGGCGGGCUGGCCGGGGAGCAUCCUGCGGCUGGCGCGCGCGGCCUGGGCCGAGUCCUGACGCGACUGCGGCCACCGGCCCGGGCCCUUUCUGGACCCUCCGGGCGGCCCCGACCCGCGGCGGGUUCCACGGGGAGGGCCCCUUCCGCAGGGACCUAGCCUCGCCCUGGAUGGACAGAUGGAUGCCCCAGCCCAGGCAGACUCACUCGUGACUCCGACAGAGUCACUGGCCACCCUUCCCUCCUGCGAGAGCCCUCCCUGAUCACAGGACCGACGCGCUUCCCUGUCCCCUUCCAGGCUGGACACGCGGGUGCACACCUCCCGGCCCUGGAGGGACCGACAGUGGACAGAGCGCCUUCCCCUCCGCGCACACUGCUGGCUGCAGGGUUGUCAGAUGCAGACGCCCUGACCCCCAGAAGGGACAAAACAGACAGACACUUCCAGCCCAGACUGAGACGCUCUUCCUCUGUCCGCGCUGGCUGGCCCCAGGACGCACACACCCCCCCGACUCUGGCCCCGCAGCCUAGCUAGGGUGGCCAGGACUCGGCCCUGCUUACUCUUGACCCCCUCCAGCCCCACCCUGGCUGAGGCUUUGCAUCCAUCCUGGCAGCUUGGAGCUUCUCUCCGAGAGUUGUUUUCCAGCCGCCUGGCCUGAGGUGAAAGUUCUGGGGCCUGAGCAGGCGUGGGGACUGACUGUGACUAGGGCGGGUGGGGUCUGGCCCUGACAUUUCCUUUGUAGGAAUCUCCAGCCUCACCAUGGACCCAGAGUGCUCCCAGCUCCUCCCGGCUCUCUGUGCUGUUCUGGCAGACCCCAGGCAGCCGGUGGCAGAUGACACCUGUUUGGAGAAGCUGCUGGACUGGUUUAAAACGAUCACUGAAGCAGGGUCCAGCCUGCAGUUGCUGCAGGAGAAUCCCUGCCUGGUGGAGUUGCUGUGCCACGUGCUGAAGCCCCAGGGCCUGAGCGCCAGAGUCCUCUCCUUCUCCCUCCGCCUCGCAGGGGUGUUUGCGGCCCAGGAGAGCUGCUUCCAGUAUCUUCAGGCAGAGUUGCUGCCCGGGCUCUUUGGGGAGGCCGGACCCCUCGGCCAGGCAGCCUGGAGCGCCCCCACCGUGCGCAGCGGCUGGAUCCAGGGCCUGCGCUCACUGGCACAGCACCCCAGCGCCCUGCCCUUCCUGGCCGACUGCGGUACCCUUGACACCAUCUUCUCCCUGCAGGGAGAUUCCAGCCUGUUUGUGGCCUCGGCCGCCGGGCAGCUCCUGGUGCACAUCCUGGGCCUGUCCCUGCAAGGCCCAGCUGAGGGACCCCCCAGCCCGCAGGCUUGUGACUGGCCAGUGUGUGCCCAGAAGAUCGUGGGUCACAUUGAAGGAUCACUGCGCUCUAUGGCCACCCCGCAGGUCACGCAGGCCCUCAACGUCCUGACCACUACCUUUGGGCACUGCCAUGGCCCUUGGAUGCAGGUCCUUUGGGAGCGGCUGAGUCCCCUCGUGGCCUGUCUGCUUCAGGAAGACCCCCUCCCAGCCGCACACUCGCUCGUGGACCUCCUCCUCAGCGUGGCCCGCUCUCCCGUGUUGAGCUCCUCUGACUGUGGCCUGUGGGAGACGUUGGCACAGACCCUGCGCCGUCUGAGUCCCGCACAAGCAGGGCCUCUGGCUUUGGGGAUCCUGAAGCUGCAGGACUGUCCACAGGCACUGAGGGCCCAGGCCUUUGGUGUCCUUCUCCAGCCCCUGGCCUGUGUCCUGACAGCUGCCGAUCAGGCCCCCGGACCCCCAGGCUUGCCGGAGGGGACCACGGGUGACUCGGUGACAGUGGACACACUCCUCUCCUCCAAGUCAGCCUGUGCCGGUCUCCUGUGCCAGACCCUGGCCCACCUUGAGUUGCUGCAGCCGCUGCCCCAGCGUCCCUCGCCCUGGCCCCAGGCGCCACUGCUGGGGGCUGCGGUGACAAUUCUGCGCUUCUGCAAUGGCUCGGCAGCCCCUGCCUCUGACGUGGGGGGCCGCCUCUGUGCGAUCCUGGCGGGCUGUGUCCGGGUCCAGCGAGCAGCCCUCGAUUUCCUGGGGGCGCUGGCUCAGGAGACAGGCCCCCAGGAGUUGGUGACGCAGGUGUCUGCUGUCCUCCUGGAAUACCUCAGGAGCCCCGACUCCAGCCCCACGGUCCUGAAGAAAGCCUUCCAGGCCACGCUCAGAUGGCUCCUGAGCUCCCCCAGGGCCCCCGGCUGCUGCGAUCUGGACCCCGACACCCAGCUGUUCCUCAGAGAGCUGCUCCCUGUGCUGCGGAAGCGUCUGUGCAGCCCCUGCUGGGAGGUGAGGGACUCGGGCCUGGAGUUCCUGACUCAGGUGACCAGACACUGGGGAGGACAGGCCGGCUUCAGACACGCGCUCCUCGCGUCAGAGGUGCCCGAGCUCGCCGAGCAGCUCCUGCGAGACCCUGAGAGUUACGUCCGUGCAAGCGCGGUGACCGCUGUGGGCCAGCUGUCCAGCCAGGGCCUGCACGCCACCGCCGCCAGCCCAGAACAGCUGGGGGGCCAGAAGGAGAGCCUGCUCGCGGAGCUGCUGCACGUCCUCUCCACGGACUCGGAGGGCUUCCCCCGGAGGGCCGCCAUGCAGGUCUUCACCGAGUGGCUGAGGGACCGCCAUGCCGACGUGGCCGAGGACACGGAGCGGUUUGUGGCCAGGGUGCUCCAGGCGGCGAGCCGGGACCUGGACUGGGAGGUCCGGGCGCAGGGCCUCGAGCUGGCGCUGGUGUUCCUGGCACAGACGCUGGGCCAGCCCAGUGCCCGCUGCCCCUACGCUGUGGCCGCGCCCCAGGCGACCCCGCCCGGCCCCCUGGCCCAGGCGCUGCGGGCGCUCAGCCGAGUGCGGCUCUUUGAGUUCGCCUUCCGUGCCUUAUUUGACUGUGACCGGCCCGUGGCCCAGAAGUCCUGUGACCUCCUCCUCUUCCUGAGGGCCCAGGCCACUCCCUCCGGCGGCCUUCAGGAGGCCGAGGGCAGCCCCGACGUGGUCCCUGUGGAGGCCGCCCUGCAGAGGUGGCGGGCGGGUGAGCAGGGCGAGCCUCUGGGGGACCUGGAGCCUGAGGCUGUGCUGGCCGUGCUGAGGUCCUUGGACCUAGAGGGCCUGCGGGGUGCGCUGGCCGAGAGCAGCGACCACGUGGAAAAGAGCCCUCAGUCACUCCUGCAGGACAUGCUGGCCACCGUGGGCGUCCGGGGGGAGAACCAGGCCGACUGCUACUGAGACAGCCCAGCGGAGGCUGCCCAGCCCCUGCUGCUGCCCUGCGUCCCUUCCUCGGGCCCCCGCCAUCCCAAGGGCUCCAGCCUGGCCUGGCUGCACAGGGGACCCUCAGGGAAGCCAGGACCUCGCGAGACCAGCGAGGUCAGGGAGCCCGCAUUUCGAUGUAUUAUUAAAGAAGUGGCUUAUUUUCUACUCAAAA